This is a messenger RNA of Daphnia magna, 3171 nucleotides long. RefSeq names its product probable inactive serine/threonine-protein kinase slob2. The record is from RefSeq and is a predicted model, not a curated record. The coding region runs from base 751 to 3048 and encodes 765 amino acids. The transcript has 13 exons. NCBI's taxonomy places the organism in Eukaryota, Metazoa, Arthropoda, Branchiopoda, Diplostraca, Daphniidae.
UAUUGACUUCGCAUGAUUCGGUUCCAUCACACAUGUUUCAUGGACUGUCUUGGUCGCUGCCCUGCAGAAUAUCUUGUGUACUCAGUUUUUCGGCGUCAGUCGAUAGUGAAACACAAUGUCAAUUUUUGGCUGUCCUAUGCUGUUUGGUGUGUUGUAUGUUUUACCUUUUUAGAAAUGGUAAAUUUUCUCACCGACUAUUUGCUGUGUUCGUCCGUGAUCAUUAACGUUACACGAAUUAAGUGCUACAAACCGCUGGUUACCGGGCUCCAUUUUUACGGUGGUCUCUUUGGUGCGAUAGCAGUUCGAAACUAAGAAUUCUUCUUCAUUUAACGACAAUCAAGCGAACAGCAAUGUUUCAAAUUGUUUUACUCUAGAGAUGAAUGGGACGUGGCGCAAGCAAUGUUUCUAAGACUCACGAGUGAGCCGCACUUGAAAACCACCUUAUUACGAUCUUUUGAAUUUCGUUUCACCAAUUUUCCACGUGAGGUGUUAGUUCUAAAAAAACCGUUACAAAGACAAUCGUUUUUAUGCCAGGUAAAAAAAAUUAUCGUAUAAUUCCCAAAAAAUAUUUUAGUUUAACGAAAAACUAGCUCAGCUUUGGAGUGUCGCAUCGUAACCUUGACGACGGUUUGGCAUCGAUAUACCCCGGUCGGUCUACGAUCGAAGAAUCCUUCCGGCGCACGCAAUUUUGUUAUACAUUCAAGAAGACUCCAACAAAUCUGACUAGAACUAGCCAAAAAACUGCCAUUGAUGUUGAAGUUGAACCUGUACUCGAAAAACACUGGCCGACCAGGUGAUACCCGAUCGGCAGUGACGGGUCAUGAUCGAUUUGGUCAUGUGGGAGCUCUCCGCUCUGCCAAAAGAUCCUCCGUAAGACCUAGGUUCGCUCCGGUGCCCAAGUGGCGGAUCCAAAAACAAGCCUUGUUGCGCCAGCAACCACAAACUGAACGAUGGCGGCGAUUUUCCGGAAUAAGAGCCGAUGAUUACAAGCUUAUCACCGAUCAGCAAACAUCAUCGUCGAAUAAAAAGCAAAAUGGAUACAAAGCAGACAACUCGCAAGGCCAAGGAAAGUCAGGAUGGUUUUUUGUCGGAGUCGUUUGGCUACGUCAACUUCUAAAGCACAUGCUUACUUGUGAUAAAGAUGCCUGUUCAGACCAAUCGGACGAAUCGCCGGAAUAUUUGAUCCCUCAGUAUUCGUACCGCACGAAAGAGAGUAACAGUAACGGUUCGACGGCGGUCGGCAGUGUGGUGGAUGGUGAGGAACUGGCCGGCUGUCUUGGCGGAUCUAGCGGAAAUGGUGCAAAUGAUGGCAGUAGCGGAGCUGAAUGCAUCGAACUCUGUCAAAUGGAAAGAAGGAUGUCGAGAGCGAGAGGAUCGGAUAUCAGAGAAUUGGCUACCAACAUCUGCCGUCAAUACAUUCGCUCUUCAUCACGCUAUCACUUGCUCGACCACUUAAAGGACAUAGGAUCAAGAAUCGACAAGCAGUGGUUCAUGAUACGCGAUGACUCGCUGAAAACGGAACGACUUUUGACUAUAGUGCCACUGAGUGGAUCACCCGGUUACGGUUGUGACGUCACUACAACUGAUGCGGACGCAACCCGCAACGCCCUCAUCGAUCUCUUCACUGCUCUCCAACACCCAUACAUCUAUCCAGUUUUGGAUGUGGAUUUCGUUUAUGGUUCCGUCGCGUCAACGAAUUCACCUUUCUGCGAAGAGGCUAAACCAGUUCUCGUGGCCGUCUUUCCUUUUAAUACCAAAGGAUCACUCAAGGACCUCAUCUACAGAAGUCGCUGGCAAGAUGAUUGGGGUCAGAAAUAUUGUCAACGAUCUGAGGGACUGCCUCUUCUUCAGGUUCAACGGUUGGGUCGGCAAAUCCUAGAGGCCCUUCUCUUUCUCCAAGAGCGAGGCUUCCCUCCUUUCGGACAUUUACAUUCUGGAAAUGUCAUUAUCCAAAACGGCGUGGCCAGGUUGACGGGCUUCGAGAACACGCUGUUAGGAUUUUCGUCUCGGAUCCAUCCUAUGGUCAAGAGCAUCUUGCCCGGCACACCCGCCGUCGUCGACACCAUCUGUUUUGGCCACGUCCUUUUUGAAAUGUGCAGCGGAUACGAACUGUACGCCCCGAAACCGACAGCUCGACAUUUGGAGGAUUUACAAUCAUAUCCUCAGGUUAUCGAAGUUUUGGAUUACAUUUUUAACAACCCUAGCGACGAAUAUCCAACGAUCGGGAGCCUCGCUAUUCUCGAGUUCUUCCGCAACAUCGAUCUCCGAGAAAUGAGAUGCUCGACGAUUUACUACAACGCCAAGUUGACCAGUGCGGCCUUGAAUCUUCUCGAACAGGUGCAACAAAAACGACACAGGAAAGAGAAACUGUUAUCGAUGCAACCGAAAUGCUAUCGAUAUCACUCCGCACCGUCGCCAAAAUUGGAUUCAGCCUUUUCAACAACUGAAGUUCCUAGUUACAGUACGAGACAGAUUGAAGUUUAUUCAAUCGAAGAUAACAAUCAUCCAAAUGUGGGGACAGAAGAAAACAACGUAAACGAUUCCAACACAUUACCGCAACAACGGAAGCCGCCGCAUGAUUUGCCAAAUCAACCUGCUAUUGAUAAUGAAAAUCUAGAACUACAGGAAGAACAAUGGAACAGCGGCGGUGAUCUGAUCCGGUCGCAGAGCAUACGCUCCGGCUUGAAGUUGAAUCUAAGCAAUAACGUUCAUCGCGGACACAUGGUCCGCACUCGGUCCGCCGUGCCUACCAGUAGUAUCUCACCGUCCAUUAUCUCCUCUCUCAUUUCGCUCGAAGCAUUUGGUGCCAACAAGGAAAAACGACAACAUUCAACCGGCACGUGCAGCGCCAAUGUCCAAGCACAAGCACUUACAUUUCAAAAUUUUCAACAGAAUAUUUAUUGCUCGGAUGACUCUUUUCAAACGCCACUCGAGUCACCUUGCGCCGAGCAAAAGCACUACUUUGACGUUGAUCACGCAGAAGACCAGCCCUUGGUGAUGGUGCUAACUCCGCCCGACGCCAGUGAAUCUGUUCUCAUCGAAGGUUGAGUCCACUUGCCAAUAAUAGCUAGCCUAAUCUUUUAUUGCAUUUUCUUUUUUAAAAUAAAUAAAACUAUAUUGUGAGACGAUUUCCGUUAGCUUCAAAAUUACACCGCAGUCAUUGAUACACAA